CGAUUAGUUAGAUCUCCGUACAAACCCUAGUUCACUUUCUUUUAGCUACCUUCUUCCAUCAGCUGCUUCUACGAUUAGCUGCUGCAUCUUCUUCAGUCUGCCUUCGGUACAACCCUGUGCAGCCAUGAUCAUCUCAGAGAAGAACCGGAGAGAGAUCUCGAAAUAUCUGUUUCAAGAGGGUGUGUGCUAUGCGAAGAAGGAUUUCAAUUUGGCGAAACACCCAGAAAUCGAUGUCCCGAAUCUUGAGGUGAUUAAGCUUAUGCAGAGCUUCAAGUCAAAGGAAUACGUCCGUGAGACCUUCGCUUGGAUGCAUUACUAUUGGUACCUCACCAAUGAUGGGAUUGAGUUCCUCCGCUCAUACCUCAAUCUGCCGUCGGAAAUUGUGCCCGCCACGCUGAAGAAGUCAUCUAAGCCCCUUGGCCGCCCCUUGGGUGGGCUAGGUGGCGAUCGCCCUCGUGGACCUCCUAGAGAUGGUGACAGACCACGAUUUGGUGAUCGAGAUGGCUACCGUGGUGGACCAAGAGGCCCAACAGGUGAAUUUGGUGGUGAGAAAGGUGGAGCUCCGGCUGAUUAUCAGCCAAAUUUCAGGGGCAGUGGUGCACGUCCUGGUUUUGGCAGAGGAUCUGGUGGUUUCGGUGGAGCACCUUCAAGUUAACAUUGUGGUUUCCCAGUUUCUUCAUAGUUUUUAGGAAUGAGAUUGUAUGGAACCUAAGUUGUAUGCCCCGUUUUAAUGCUGUGUCGCCCUACAAUUUUGUUUACGUUGAACCAAAAGUUAUGCCGGGCUAUAAAAUAUUCUCCUUUACUAA
Messenger RNA from Salvia splendens (bonfire salvia), 806 nucleotides. RefSeq names its product 40S ribosomal protein S10-1-like. The record is from RefSeq and is a predicted model, not a curated record. The transcript has 5 exons. Gene Ontology annotation, molecular function: structural constituent of ribosome; RNA binding. NCBI's taxonomy places the organism in Eukaryota, Viridiplantae, Streptophyta, Magnoliopsida, Lamiales, Lamiaceae. Gene Ontology annotation, cellular component: cytosolic small ribosomal subunit. Bases 125 to 655 code for a protein of 176 amino acids.